AAUUGCAGCGCUUCUCGCCAACUGCCACACACAUUCAGACAUUCUCAAAUCGUUAGCUAAGCUAAGCUGAGCUUGAGAUCAUUUCAGGACUGCAACUCUCUCUCUCUCUCUCUCUCUCUCUCUCUCUCUCUCUCUCUCUCUCUCUCUCUCUCUCUCUCUCUCUCUCUCUCUUGCUGCAAGGGUCGGAUCCGCCAUGGUUGUUGAGGCAGCGGCGAAGACGAGCCAGAGGUACGCGCUGCUGAUGGCGGCGCACGACUCGGAGUACGUGAUCAAGGCGUACGGCGGCUACCAAAACGUCUUCGUGGCCGCGUUCGGGGACGCCGGCGAGGCGUGGGACCUGUACCGGGCGGUGGACGGGGAGCUGCCCGGCGCGGACGAUCUCGAGGGAUACGACGGCUUCGUGAUCAGCGGCAGCCCGCACGACGCGUACGCCGACGACGUGUGGAUCCUGCGGCUGUGUCUCCUGGUCCGGGACCUCCACGACAUGCGCAAGAGGGUCCUCGGCAUCUGCUUCGGCCACCAGGUGAUCUGCCGCGCGCUGGGGGGCCGCGUGGGCAAGGCGAGCGGUGGCUGGGACGUCGGCAUCAGGGAGGUGACCAUCUCCGAUGCGCUGCUGCCCCGGCCGUCGUGCAGGUUCCUCGACGCGCUGCGCGACCAGCUGCCUCCCCGCGCCAAGAUCACUGAGGUCCAUCAGGACGAGGUGUGGGAGGUGCCGGCCGGCGCCGAGGUGCUGGCCUCCUCCGACAAGACGGGCGUCGAGAUGUUCCGCGUCGGCGAGCACGUGCUCGGCAUCCAGGGCCACCCGGAGUACACCAAGGACAUCCUCCUCAGCCUCGUCGAUCGCCUCCUCGCCGCCGGAUCCAUCACCGUGUCGUUUGCUGAGGCCGUGAAGAGGCAGCUGGAGGCCACUGCGCCGGACAAGGAGUUCUGGCUGAAGCUCUGCAGGAGCUUCCUCAAGGCCGUUGAGGCAUAAGAGCAUUCGGAUGCAUGAUUUGUCUCUGUGGCAUGUACAUGUGUGUUGUGUUCUGACAGUUUAUGGUAGUUUGUUUCGUCUUCGGUUACAGCCUUGUAAUGGGUGAAAUGAUUGGUGACGUUAUAACAUUUAGAACUAU
Messenger RNA from Phragmites australis (common reed), 1112 nucleotides. RefSeq names its product gamma-glutamyl peptidase 5-like. The transcript is spliced from 3 exons. NCBI's taxonomy places the organism in Eukaryota, Viridiplantae, Streptophyta, Magnoliopsida, Poales, Poaceae. The coding region runs from base 194 to 973 and encodes 259 amino acids. Gene Ontology annotation, cellular component: cytosol. The record is from RefSeq and is a predicted model, not a curated record.